UGGAUGGAAUAGAAAAUAAUCGUAAAACAAGGAAAAAUGUUACAAAAGAGCACAUUGAAAUGCUUAAACAUUUAGUUGAAAGAAAUCAAUCUACAACAAGCAUUUCCACUUCUCUUAAUUUAUCGAAGCGCACAGUUCAAAAUCUUGUCGUUUAGUUAAACAGAGGAGAAUUCGACGACAUGACUGCAUUCAAGUCGUCUUCUGAUAAAAAAGGUGAAAGACCUAUAAACGCUCAAAUAAAAAAUAUUAUCGAAUUAUGCGUACAAGAAAACAAUCUUUGCACGCAAGAAACAAUAAAAGAAAAUCUUUCUGCAGCAGGCUUCAACAUGUCUCAGCCUACUAUUUCAAGAAAACUCAAACGCUCGGAUUUAUCAAGAAAACGUGUUGUGCAUGUGCCAGAAGAACGAAAUUCAACACGAAUUAUCAAUGCACGCUAUGCAUUUGCAAGCGAAAUUAACGGAAUUUCAGAUGAAAAACUUAUUUAUUUGGAUGAAACUGGAUUUAAUGUGCACACUAACAGCACAUAUGGUUAUUCGCUAAGAGGUGCGCCAGCAAUUUUACAGUCGCCUGCAAAUCGUGGCAAGAAUGUUAGUUUAAUUUGUGCUGUUUCAACAAUAGGAGUGCUUGCUUAUGAAACAAAAACUGGAGGCUGGAAUGCAGAUUCAUUUUGUACUUUCAUAACUACAAUGAUGGCACCAGCGAUUAGGAAUGCAAAUGUGGAAGCGCCGGUGCUUGUUAUGGACAAUUGUAAAUUCCACUGGAGUCUUUCUGUUAGGCAAACACUAGCCUCUCAUGGUAUAGCUAUUAAGUAUCUGCCAGCUUACACGCCACAGCUUAAUCCAAUAGAAGAAUUUUUUUCUUCUUUAAAACAUACUUACAAACAGGGAGAAAGGCCUCGAAAUACGGAUGAGGUAAUCAGGAAACUUAAAAAUAUUAUGGAUACUACAGAGUUUAAUAUAGUUCCAUUUUACAACCAUAUGCGUAGUUAUAUAAAUCAAGCGCUGGCUCGGCAACCAUUUCUUAAAUAAAUAACAAUGAAAACAACCUAAUUUAUAUUUUAAAUAUGUCUAGAUAAAAAUUUAAAAGCGUAUUUAUCGUGUGAAUUAAAUUAUAUUAGAGAUUUUAUGGGUGGUUGA
This is a messenger RNA of Hydra vulgaris (swiftwater hydra), 1136 nucleotides long. The record is from RefSeq and is a predicted model, not a curated record. Lineage: Eukaryota; Metazoa; Cnidaria; Hydrozoa; Anthoathecata; Hydridae.